CUGCCGCUCCUUCGAAUCUUUGCAAGCAUGAUGCAUCACACUGCCUCCACCAAAACGAGUCUCGAUAAAGCUCUUCAACUUGUGAAUUAACGAGGCAACAGCUCCUUAAGAACCAAUCAAUGAUCUUGUAUUAAUGUUCUAUAAUUACACCGCACUGUCAAAUGUCAUUGCACUGCAACACCUUGUCACUCUCCGUCUCUAUCCAUGCAUCUUCCUCCAUGUUCCUCUUCAUUCAACAGAAUGAACUUGCACUCAUGCGGUCAAUCAAGAUCUGGACUCAUUUGACAGGAUUCACACUACGCCUGACAGCAACGGCCCCCUUCUACCCCAACUUGAAUGAAACAUCCUUCCGCUCCGCAGUCGAUGGCCAAGCUUUUCACCCUGCAUCCCCCGCACCGCCAUAACAUACAACAUACGUCCGACAUGCCGUUUAACCAGUGCUUCCUCGUCGCACAAUCUUUUAGCCCUCUUGGGGAGGUUUGGACGAUACACAUCGAUCCAGGUCCACAGGUCCCUCGACCUGUGACGAACAAGUCUAUGGUGUCUCAAAAGGAGCCUGGGAGUGAUAUGUCCGGAACGCGAGGUGCGCUGUGUUGUUCUGAUUUACUUUUGUUACUGGUCCGUAUUCUGAAUUUUCCCCUGUGCCUCUUGGAGAUAGCUGAGCUACGAACAGGCAUGAUGGAGGAGCGGGGACCAGACAUGCGAUACAUCCACCACUCUUGUUAUCAGACGAACCUCCCCAUCGUCUCCACUUAUCCACCACACCUCCUCAGUCCUCUCAAUCUCCUCAUGCUCGGUUUCACAGCUAGAUCUAUUUUUCCAAGGCGCUAUCUAUAUCCGUCCACAUUCCUUCGACCCUCCUCUCCUCCCAUGAAGCUAUUCUCUUUCGAAUGCUUACUUUGGGGGCGUUGUCGAGGAGCUGCUUGUCGAGCAGUAGGUUGUGACUAGGUUUCCUUGGGCGGAGAUCAUCAUGGGCGGCGGGUACGGUGACACGUCGUGGUCUGGGAUGUGUGGUCAUACAGCCGAUUAUAUUUGGAAUGGGAUAGAUCUCCUUGGACCUUGGGCUUGACAGGGGAGGUCACGCAGCAUUCUGAUUCCUCGAGGCAGGUGCCACUAACCGGAAUUUGUAUCUUGAAACAAGGGACGUGGUGACUUAUGGAGAUUCGUCACAUUUCAGUGUUAGG
Suillus paluster is the source of this 1184-nucleotide messenger RNA. RefSeq lists its product as uncharacterized. The record is from RefSeq and is a predicted model, not a curated record. The transcript has a single exon. NCBI's taxonomy places the organism in Eukaryota, Fungi, Basidiomycota, Agaricomycetes, Boletales, Suillaceae. The coding region runs from base 337 to 948 and encodes 203 amino acids.